Molecule: messenger RNA, 903 nt
Organism: Trypanosoma theileri
Lineage: Eukaryota; Euglenozoa; Kinetoplastea; Trypanosomatida; Trypanosomatidae
Exons: 1
Coding region: 1-903 (300 amino acids)
Biological process (GO): rRNA base methylation
Cellular component (GO): small-subunit processome; nucleolus
Molecular function (GO): rRNA binding; rRNA (pseudouridine) methyltransferase activity
Source: RefSeq, a predicted model, not a curated record
AUGGAGUAUCGCCGCAAGUCUGCACGGCUGCCUAAAUCCGCAGAGGAAAAGAUACGCUGGCGGCGUGUUAUUAUCAUUAUUGAACACUGUCCACUCACCGUUGUGCGUACGGAUUAUGGUUUCGAAUUACUCUCUGAUAAACACCGAUCUCAUCACGCCCGCAGUGGCGCAGAUCCCGCGGAAUGGCGUCCAGACGUUGUCCAUCAAUUACUUUUACAUCUCCUCGACUCCCCACUCAAUCGUGCGGGAUUAUUGCAAGUUUUUCUACGCACAAAGAAGGGAGUGGUGAUUGCGGUGGAUCCACGACUGCGUGUACCGCGGCAUAUGCGAUUAUUUGAAAAGAUGAUGGUAUCGUGUUUAUAUAAGAUGAAAGUACGGGCCGCUCAUGGACAUCUUUCACUUCUCCGCGUGGUGCGAAAUCCCGUCACGGAUCAUAUUCCCGCAAACUGCACAAUGAUUCGUGUGGAGAAGGACGGCGAUGAAGUGCCGGAUCUUUACGCCUUCUGUGCCAAGUGCGGGAUUGCCGAUGAAUAUAAGAAUAUCAACACACCAAAUGGAACUAGCAGCAACAGCAACAACAGUAGCGGUAAUAACAAGAAGGAUGAAACACCUGUAGCUGUGGGUUCUUCUUCCUCUUCUUCUUCUUCUGCUUUGAAUGCAAAUACAACAGAGACGCACUUUGCCCAACAACACCGCGAUGCCGCUGCGGCUCGGGAGUUCCGUCCAUUUGCUUUUGUGAUUGGUGGUAUGUCGAAGGGAGACGUGGAUGCGGCGUAUGCGCCUAAGGGGCAAGUGAAGAGUAUUCGUCUCAGCGACAGAAGUAUGUCCGCCGCUGCCGCCUGCAGUGCGAUUGUACAUGCAUUUGAAGAGGAAUGGCUAAAAGAAGAUAAUGAGGCCGAGUAA